Messenger RNA from Debaryomyces tyrocola, 7617 nucleotides. The record is from the annotation of a GenBank genome assembly. NCBI's taxonomy places the organism in Eukaryota, Fungi, Ascomycota, Pichiomycetes, Serinales, Debaryomycetaceae.
AUGGUGAAAGUUACAAAGGGGAAGACUACUCAGUCGUCUAGAAGGCAUGCAUUUUCUUCUUUCCGGGAAAGAAUUGACUCGAUUAAAAUUGAGCCAAACUUGAGCUUGAACAAGAGAGCUCACGAUUAUGUUGAAUCGUCACAUUUCCUAGCUACUUUGGAACACUGGAAAGAAGUGAAUAUAAGUGGUAACUUCACAGAAUUCUUAGAUAAAAUCGAAAACAUUUCCCAGACAUUACCCCAAAUUUUACAUCAUCAGGUUACCAUAUUUGAUGCAUUAUACGCUCAUAUUGAGAUAAAUGAUAUUAAUUCGAUUCAGCCUUUAUUGGAAUGCUUGUCACAGUUUAUUCACGAUUUAGGUCCUGAUUUCAUGCCAUAUUAUGAGAGAACCUUGACAUUAUUAACGAAUCUUGCAUUAUCAACAAAUCCUAAUGAUUCGCAAAAUAAUAGAAAUUCGUCUAAUGUCUUAGAAUGGUGCUUCAGCAGUUUAGCAUUUGCAUUUAAAUAUCUUUCUAAAACCUUAAUAGAGGACUUGUUGCCAACAUUUAAAAUAUUGAUUCCUUUAUUGCAACUCAACAAGAAAACCUAUAUCUCAAGGUUCUGCGCUGAAGCUUUGUCAUUCUUGAUUAGGAAGCUGAAAGUUGAUAGUUUAACCGCAGUAAUUGAAUACUCCUUCAACCAACAAAGUGAAAUAAUUCAUGAGAAUGACGCCUACUGCGAGUCAUUAGUUGUAUUAUUUUCAGAAUCUAUGAAGAAUACCAAGGGUUCAUUUCAUUCUAAGUCCACUAAUAUAUUAUCUAAAUUAAUUGAAAAUUCGUUGUCAACUAAAUUAUCUGAAGCAAAAUUUAUUUCAAUUGUUUGUGACAUUUUAUUAGAUGUUGUUAAUCAUGGUACAGUAGAAAGCUGUGACAAAUUUUAUAAACUAGUCACAAUCUACUUAACUCAAAUUUUGAACGAAUCAACUAUUACAGAUACUCUCGCAAUCUCGAUUUCACAAAUCCUAACUACAAUGUCAUUUGCUGAAUCAGGUAAGAAAAUAUCUUCUUGGUCUCCGAUUUUAUCAACUACUAAUUUAUUGAUAGAGAAAAUCUCGUCGGAGUCUUUGAAAAACGAUCAAUUUUCAAUCGCAUUCUUCGAUUCUUUGACAUAUCUACUCGUCAUUAUUAUUCGUAAUUGUGACAUUCAAGAAUUAACUAAGUAUUACAAGGUCUUCUUCGAAACUAUGUUAAAGUUAAACAAAGGUCAACAUUUCUUGAGUUUUGCAGAGGCAAAUUUGGAAAUAUCUGCAACUAAGGUGCUUAAUUUUGGUAUUGCUAAAUAUAUUCAAGACUUCAUAAAUUCAAUUGCAUAUAAUGAUUCCGAAGUUCAAAAGUUAGGAUUUUUCUUGACAAAAUUAUCUAAAAAGGAGUUUUACGGAAUUGACUUAACUAUUCCCCAACAUAUGCAAGCUCAUAUUACUGGCCAAUUAUGGGAUGGUUAUCAAAAGAUAUCUAACCCAGAAGAUUUGCCAGGAAUAUAUUGGAAACUUCUAAUUUUAAAAUACUGUGGAAGAUCGAGUGCAUCUGAGAGCCGGAGUUUAAUUAUGUUAUUGAGACAGUUAUGUGACGAUCAAUUUACUUUCGAUUCUAAAUUUUCGCAUGAUUUAGUGGGAGGUAUCGUCGAUGCAUUAUCUCUGUUAUUGAAAGAAAAUGAAGAUAAUGAAAUUUCCUUAAGAGUAUUUGAACUAAUCAUAUCUAAUUUUAGAAAGUUUAGUGAAUCAUCUGUGUUUGUCUCAUCUAUUGAAAACUUUAUCAGCUCUUGCUCAUCAACUAUAUGUCCCCUAAUUAAAGAUAACUACGACGUUUUGGUCUUCCAAUUGGCAGCUAACAUGUCCUUACCGAGCCACGAUUCUCGUUACAGCGCAAUUCUUUUGCUUAUUAAAAUUCAUGAAGUCUUAAACUUGGAAAUUUGUCUGUUAAUUUCUCAAGUAAGAUUAAUUGAAGAAAUUCCAUUAACUUUGAACACUGGAAGAGAUAUUGAAUUAAGAGUUCGUAAUUUAGCGCUUGAGUUCAAACUGCUAGAAAAUCCUACCGAUCUCGAAUGUAACAUUGUCUCGCGGUUUAUGUUUGGUUUAUUAACUAAUAAAUUUCAACCAUGUUGGGCUUCUGUUUUUGAAGUCUUGCCCUAUUUGGUUGAGAAGUGUUCGUUAUCUAUAUGGUUAUUAGCUUUUCAAUUGAUAAAAAUGAAUUAUGGAGAACAAAAUGCCAGUUAUUAUGAAUUUAAUCCUUCGACAUUCGAAGAAGAAAAUGUCCUAUUGGAUUGGCAAGUCAGAAACCCUAGGCUAAGAGGAAAUUUUGUAUUCGUGGACCAAAAUUUCCUUAGUAGAUAUCAUGAUAUCAGAAGUCUGAUUUUGGAUCAUGCUGAAAGCUCAAGAGCGGACAAUACGUAUAGCUCUAUAUUAAGAUCACAUGCUAUACAUGCAUUAACCUCAGUUCCUUCAAUUGCUGAAAAGCACUCUGAUAAGUUAGUACCGAUAGUCUUACAUGAAAUCGAUGACGAUGAUAUCGGUGAUACUAAUGAAGAUGGCUCUGAGAACGAACAUAUCAAUCAAGACACAUGGACGCUAAAAGAUCGAAAUGACUUGGUUUGCUUGUUCGCUAAAUUCAAUAAUUUGAAAAAGGUUUAUAAAGCAGACUUAUUAUACGAGCAUAUGCUUAAGUUACUCUGUAACAAACAAACCCAAGUACAAAAAAUGGCGUUAGACGUUAUACUCCAUUGGAGGGUUGGAUCUGUAAAUAAAUAUAAAGACAACUUGAAGAAUUUAUUAGAUGAUACGAUAUUUCGUGACGAGCUUUCCAAAUUCAUUUCGAAUAAUUCCGAUUCAACUAUAGAGCAAAGCGAUAAAGAUUCAUUAAUGCCAUUAGUGUUACGCAUUCUAUUUGGACGGGCGCAGAGUGUUCCAAAGAGUAAUAGUAAAGCUGGUAGAAAAUUUGCUAUUGUUGGAAUUUUACCUAAUUUAUCUCAUAAACAUAUAGUUGAAUUUUUGAGAUUAGGAUCUGAUAGACUUAAUUAUCAAGAUUAUUUUGAAACCAAGGAAUUACCGAUUAUUGACAUCAAAAUCUUAAGGAAGAUAAGCGGUUUUGUGAACUUGUUGAAUGAUGUAUACAGUACAUUGGGAUACAGAUAUAAUGAUGUUUUAAGAACAACUAUAGAACCAUUAGUAUUCUCUUUGACUGUUGCUCAAAAGGUGAUAGAUGAAGAAGAUAGUGCAGGUUAUGAUGUGGUCGUAAAAAAGUCUGCGAGAGCGAUAAGGCAACUCGGAAUGAAAUGUCUUAGUGAUUUGUUUAAAAUAUUAGGCGAAACGUUUCAGUGGGACGAUUAUAUCAACCUUAUAUAUGGAGAAAUUAUAAGACCAAGAUUAAGCAAAUUUACGGAAGAAAAUUUGCAGCAAACAUCAUCUUUGAUGAGACUCAUGACAAGUUGGAUAGAAUUACCAAAUCUAGUCAAGUUCUUGUACAUUGAUGAAUUUGCCCCUGUGGAAGCUAUUAUAUCGUUAGUGACUAAUAACCAUGUGAAGGAAUCGGUUGUUUCUGUUGUUUUGGACUUUUCGAUAUCUGCCUUGAGCAAGAGAGGUAUAGACGAUGAUAAUUACUUUACUCUAUUGGCUUUGUUGGUCAAUACCCUUUUAAAGUUCUUACCAAAUAUUUUAGAUAUGACAACUAACCGAGAAAUCAACUCAAAGGCAAUUAACAUUUUAUUAUUGUUGAUCGAGGGUAAUUAUAUAAGUGAAAAUUCGACCCGUUCCUCGUUGAUUGAAUCCUUAACUAAGGCCUUGGAUAAACCACCAAACCAAGUUGAAUCAAAGGAUAAAGUUUUCAUCUUAUUGUCGUUAUCUUCCUUAAUUGAUGCUUAUGAUUGCUCUUUCGAUGAUAUCAGGCCAUUGUUUCAAGCUUGUUCGAAAUCUUUCAGGAUAUACUCAGAUCGUAAUGUUAGAGAAACUUUAGUAAAAGUAUUCAAGAGUAUUGGAAAUAGAUUUGUUGAGUUAGAACAUGUUUCACAGCUUCUAGAAGGUAUAAAUGCUUAUUCAGAUAAGCGGAUUGAAGAACCUGAUUUUGAAAAGAGAUUAGGAAGUUUCAAGGAGAUUAAUGAAGUCAUGUAUUCAAAUUUGACUACAGUUCAAUGGCUACCAAUAAUAUAUUGUGCUUUAUAUUUCAUAAAUGAUGAAUUGGAAUUAGCAAUUAGAACGAAUGCAACCUAUACAUUAAACAGAUUUAUCGACUGUUUUUCAGAAAUGGAAAAUUCUCAGUUAGCCCAAGGUCAUAUACAUAUGUUCAAGGAUGUUGUUUUACCCCAUAUACGUAUUGGCCUUAGAAAAUCGACAGAAGUCGUCCAAACCGAAUAUAUUUCUGUGCUUUCUCACACUAUUGAACGUGCAAAAUAUUUUACCGAGUUGGAUGAUAUGAAAGUUUUAUUAUUCAAUAACGAUGAAGAAGCAAAUUUCUUCAAUAACGUAAAUCAUAUCCAAUUGCAUCGUCGUCAGAGAGCUAUCAAAAGGGUCGCCGAAUACAGAAAUAAAUUAUCGGAAAAUAGUAUUUCGCAUUACAUUUUGCCAAUAAUCGAGCAUUAUUCAUUUUGCCUGGAUGAAAAACUUCGUAAUAUUACGAAUGAAACGGUUGAUACCAUUAGUGCAUUGGCUAGAUGUAUAAGUUGGAAUCAAUUUAAGGCAUUGCUUAGAAGAUAUAUUACUGGAAUGAAAAAUAGUAAGGAAGACUUAUUGAAGGAUAAUGUGAAUUUGGUUGUUGCAGUAUCUAAAUCUUUAUUGGCUUCUAUCGAAUCGCGUAGAGAAAACUCUUCUGAAGACAUUAUGAGAGACUUACCAAAAACCCAAGAUGAAAUUAACAAUUACAUUAGACAAGAGUUAUUUCCAACCUUGAUGAAGACCUUGGCAGUUCGUAACGAUGAGACAAUUGUAUCUCGUAUUCCAUUAUCUGAGGCCAUGGUAAGCUUAGUUAUGUGUGUUUCUGAUGAUUUAAUAGAAUCUGAAUUACCUGGUAUAUUAACUAGUACAUGUCAAGUUAUGCGUUCUAGAUCGGAAGAACUAAGAGAUACAGUCCGAAAAGCAUUAAGCAAAAUUUCUAUUAUUUUGGGAGCCAAGUACUUCAAAUUUAUCUUGAAUGAAUUAAAGGGUGCAUUAUCUCGUGGUUCUCAAAUACAUGUAUUGAGUUUCACUGUCCAUUCCUUAUUAGUCACAAUUUCAGAAGUCUUAGAACACGGAGAUUUGGAUGAAUCUGUACAAUUAAUCGUAAAUAUAAUUAUGGAAGAUAUUUUCGGUGCUGCAGGGCAAGAAAAAGAUGCGGAGGGAUAUACUAGUAAAAUGAAGGAAGUCAAGUUCAAGAAAAGUUUCGAUUCAGGUGAACUAUUAUGCGCCAACAUUACGUUGAAGAGUUUUAGCUUUCUCGUUGAGCCUGUCAAACUUCUUUUACAAGAAAAUGUUUCUUUGAAAACACAAAAUAAGCUAGAUGAGUUAUUGAGAAGGUACGCUUUAGGUUUAAAUCACAACGAUGAAGCUUCAUCCAGAGAUGUACUUGUUUUAAGUUAUGAACUUCAUAAACAAUCUGACAAACUAUUGAAUGAAAGAAAAGGUCCCGUGAAGUCCAUUAAACCAUCAGAAGAUAAUUUUUUGGUGAAAUUGAAUGCUAAACCAUUGAAAACACAAACGGAACAUUCUCAGUAUAUUUUUACGUUGCAAAAGUUUGCCUUUGAAUUAUUAAGAACCUCGAUUUCUCGGCAUGAAACCUUACUUACUACUGAGAAUCUUGAAGGGUUUAUUCCUCUUUUAGAAAACGGUUUACAAUCUGAUAAUGAAGGUGUCGUAAUUGCUUGUCUUCGUACUUUAACUCUAAUAAUCAGAUUGCCAUUUUCAGAACAAAUAGAUGGUUUAUUUAAAGCUUGUGCAAGAAAAUCUUUGAAUAUGAUCAAGGAUUGUCCAUCUACCAAUUCUGAAUUAUGUCAGGCUUGCUUGAAAUUUCUUUCGGCAAUUAUUAGGCAUAAGCCGGAGAUUAAUUUAAAGGACACGGCAAUCAGCUAUAUUCUUGUACGUCUUCAACCUGAUUUGGAAGAACCAAAUAGACAAGGUUUGGCUUUUAACUUUUUGAAGUCUGUUGUUUCACAACAUAUAAUGAUUCCUGAGGUUUAUGAUACUAUGGAUAAGGUUUCUAAAAUAAUGGUUGUCAAUCAUGCAAAGGAAAUUCGGGAUAUGUCAAGAAGCGUUUACUUUCAAUUUUUAAUGGAAUAUGAUCAAGGAAGAGGAAGAUUAGAAAAGCAAUUUAAGUUCUUAGUGAAUAAUUUAGGGUAUGCGACGCAAGCCGGAAGACAGUCCGUAAUGGAACUAAUACAUUUAAUUAUUUUAAAGGCUGGACCAGACUUAUUGAAUAAAUUAUCCACUUCUUUUUUUAUUGCCUUGUCUAAUCUUGUGGUAAGUGAUGAUUCAGCAAAAUGUCGUGAGAUGGCUACCACACUAAUCUCUAACAUAUUCAAGAAAUCGGGUUCAAAGCACUUAUCAAAUAUCGAAAAAUAUUGCUAUGCUUGGUUGAACCAGUCAUCGAACGAAUUAUUAAAGAGGUGUGGUUUAAGUAUUUAUAAGAUCUAUAUUGCUGAAUUUGGCGUUGGAGAAAAUAAGCUGUUGGAUCAAUUAGCUUUACUGAAUAUUCAUGAAAUUUUAUCAGCUUCUAAAAAUAAUGAUGAUCAUGAUACUAACAUUGAAUGGGAAUUGGUUUAUUCUUCGUUGAGUGUAUUUUCUACUAUUUGUAGUAAAUUGAAGGAAACCGUUUUUAAAUCACAAUAUGAGGAAGUUUGGAAAUCUAUUUUGGAUUCUCUUUUGUUUCCUCAUUCUUGGGUUCGUCUAAUUUCAAGUCGAUUAGUUGGUAUUCUAUUAUCCAAUUUAGAUAAUUCUGAAUUUAUACUUACCGAUUACGAUAUUCAGACAAUUGCAUAUAGGCUGUUACAUCAACUUGGAGCACCAUCAAUUUCUCAAGAGUUAGGUACUCAAAUUACAAAAAAUUUGGUUUUAAUAACAAUGAGAUGGGAGUCUAAUAAAGUCUUGUAUCAGUACAAACCGUCGUCCGAGACUGACGUUGGAGAAUCUACAAAAUAUAAAUAUGCAACAGAUUACCUUGUUUCUAGGGUCUGUUCUAUCAUAAGACAAGAAAAUAAUUAUAAGGAUUCAUUUAUAUCAAAAAAAUCGUCGGUCCAAUUCACUGCUAUGUUAGUUCAAGUUCUUUCUCUUGAAAAGUUACCGGCUGCAUCCGAACAAAUUUUGCUAGCCUUAUACAAUUUAACAGAAUUAAACCCUAACAAUAGUGAAGAAGAAAGUGAAUUAGUAAACCUUGCUAUGGAAUGUAUGCAAAUGAUUGAAAAGAAACUUGGAACAUCUGAGUAUACUAAUAUAUAUACCAAGGUCAAACAAGCUGUCAACUUGAGGAGAAGAGAAAGAAAAACUAAGAGAGCUCAAAUGGCAGUUACAGCCCCAGAUAUUGCUGCAAGACGUAAAAUGAAAAAGCAUGAAAGAUCGAGAGACAAAAGAAAGCAUGAAAAGGAUGACAAUGGUUAUUAUCGUAGUAAAAAGAGCAGGUUCACGUAG